Molecule: messenger RNA, 1436 nt
Organism: Tarenaya hassleriana
Lineage: Eukaryota; Viridiplantae; Streptophyta; Magnoliopsida; Brassicales; Cleomaceae
Cellular component (GO): membrane
Molecular function (GO): glycosyltransferase activity
Source: RefSeq, a predicted model, not a curated record
ACAAUCUUUAGUGUGACUGUUAAAUUUGUCUCACUAUUACAAUGCUACAUUUAAAAUUUUUCUUUUAUUUCCUCGAACUAUUAAAAACUCUUUUAAUGUAAAAAAAAAAACAAAAGAUUAAUUGCUUUCAACAAAUCCCCCACUCUCUCGCUCUAGAAAAACCCAUGUUUAUCUCUGUGUUGUUAGUACCUCUGUCUCUCUCUCUAGAAAGCAAAGUCACUGAAAUGUGCUUGUAAGAAAGAAAUGCUGUCUCCGACGCCAUUGCCACUCUUCUGUGCUUUGCUUCUAUGUUUACCGGUCGCCGUCGUAUUCACCUUCCGGCGAGAACCCAUCGGCCACAAAUUUCCGGCAAAGGUUCCUUCUCCGCCGCCGUUGCCCGAGGAUGACGAGUCUCUUCUCCGCCUCGCCUCUCGGGUGAACCCGAAUCCGCCUGCCGGGUCGACCCGGAAAGUCGCCUUCGUGUUCCUGACGACGACGCCUCUCCCUUUUGCGCCUCUCUGGGAGAUUUUCUUCAAUGGAAGCUCCAAGGAUCUGUACAAUGUCUACGUCCACGCCGACCCGACCCGGGAUUACGACCCACCUUUCUCGGGUCUGUUCGCUAACCGGGUCAUCCCCUCUAAGCCUUCGCUCCGAUUUACCCCAACCCUCGCCUCGGCGGCGCGUAGGCUGCUCGCUCACGCGCUCCUCCACGACCCGCGAAAUUCCAUGUUUGCCCUUGUCUCCCCUUCCUGCGUACCGAUUCACUCGUUCGAUUUCAUCUACAAAAACCUGGUUUCAUCUCGGAAGAGUCAGUUCGACCGGUGGGCGGCGCGUGGGUCGGACGCGAUGCUCCCGGAGGUGAAGCUUGAAGACUUUCGGAUCGGGUCGCAGUUCUGGGUUUUGACCCGUGUCCACGCGCGUACGGUGGCGCGUGACCGGAGGAUCUGGGCGAGGUUCGACAGGCCCUGCGUGAGGGAGGACACGUGUUACCCGGAGGAGAAUUACUUUCCGACGCUCCUGAGCAUGCGGGAUCCACGUGGCCUUGUCCCGGCGACUCUAACCCACGUUGACUGGUCGGUCAACGACGGCGGUCACCCGCGGAUGUACGAGCCGGAUGAGGUGGUGCCUGAGCUUAUCCGACGGCUGAGGAUGACGCGGCUGAGGUACGGUGGGGAUGGAAUCAACGGCUCUGAUUGGUCCGUGAUGAAGCGGAAGGAUCCCUUCCUGUUCGCCAGGAAAUUCUCGCCAGCGGCGGCGGAGCCUUUGAUGGCUAUGGCGAGGAAUGUGUUGUUCAAUGACUCCGCCGGCGGCGCGUGAAACCCACCGCCAAUGGCUUUAUUGUAAAUUUUUAGUUUUUUUUUUGGUUUUAGCAAAGGGAAAUUGUAAUUUAAUAUAUGGAAAAAAGAAGCUGGGAAGAACAAAAAAAACCCAGUCUUCUGUUGAGUCGACUCGUCCAA